GCAACGUAGCACAUUACAUGGGGGAAAAUAUUUAUGCGAUUAAAAGGCGGGAAAAUCCCUGAGAAGCCAUGAUAUCUUUCAGGCACACCCUUGCAGGUUUCAACUUUCUACGAAUUCAAAAGCAAGUUUUUACUAACACUACCUCUUAAAAUCAAUUGGCCAUUGCUUUUCUUCUAAUUUCGAAGAAAAACUGAGAAGGGACGAGGAGAAAAAGAUCUGUCGUUUGUUUCUCCACCUGGCAGCUUGAAUUUGGGUUUUGGACGGAAUUAAGGAAGAAAUGGUUUGGUCGCAUCCAGACAUAUCCCUGGAAGAUCUGUUGAACUUGAUUAAAGGGUUCGUGGAUAUAUUGAUUAUGGCAUCUGGGUACCAAUCAUCUGGUCUUCCUGCUGUUUGGGAUGCCCAAAAUAUGAGGAAAGCCAUGCAAUGGGGUCUGUUCUUCGAAGAUGUUUUCAGUCGCCUAAGAGGCGUAGGUGAUUAUCAAGACUCAAUGAAAGAACUUGAUGCAGCUUUGCUUGCGAUGACAUCAAAUCCUUAUUUCCCUCAGGGUAUUGCAAAUCUGUCAUCUGCAAACCUAAGUAAAGCUAGAGAAUUCGUUCUUCAACAUCUAUUUCAUGCCCUACCAUUAAGAGAUGCACAUCUCAGCACUCUUAUGACUGCAGCUGUUGAGAUGGAUCUUAAUGAUCUUAAGGAAAGAGAAUAUGACUGCCUUAAUGUGUAUCUUGACAAAUUGAAGCUGGAAAAUACAUCAUUAAAUUUGGUUACAGAAAUGAAGGUUUCUGUGAACAAUUCAAUGAUUUCCCAUCAUAAUGAUCAUUCACCAUGUCAUGCCCAAGCUCUGUGUGGUUCAGUUUGCAAUCCUUGUGCAGCAGAAGAUAGUGUGGAUCCUGGAUCCCCUCUCAUUGUUUCAAGUCCUAAGCUAAAUGGAUGCCAUAGUGCUGAUUAUUCUAAGCAAAUCAUUCAAGAGAUUUUGAAGAGGCAGACUGCAGUGUCAUGCAUAUCAUCAAUUGAAAUGGGCUUGAAUCUACUAUCUGAGUCCUUAUUGUGUGGAAAAUGUGUUGGCUCUGAUUGUACCCGGUUGGACAAACGCUUAAACUGUGAUACUUCUCAACUGGAUGAAAGUCUGUUGGUUGAGUUUGUUGCAUGGAGCCGGUGGAGAUCAAAGAACCUUUCUUAUUUGCUUGACAAGAAAACUAUCAGAAUGGUAUCAGGUGCCAAUUUGAUUUUUUCUGCUCCUAAGGUUCAAUGGCUUCAGGUGUUUGAACGACUGCAAAUUUCAGCUGAAAACCGUGAUAAUGUUUUACUUGAAAUAACUGAGCUCUCACUAUUAGGGUGUAUUGCAAACAGAUGGAAUUGUCUAGUUGAACACCUCAUGUCUGUGUCUUAUUUCCCCCCAACUAUCUCAAAGCAAUAUCAUGAAGUGCACAAUUUGCUCCACGGAGGAUCUCGAUUGCUGCAUCCUAAAGGGGAAAUAGAGGAAAAUGGCAUAAUCGAUCAUUUGACAGGGUUGUUAGGUGGACAACUUCACCAUUUAUGGAAAUUAUCACCAAUCCUACCUGCGGCUGCAGUCCCUUCCUGGUCGACCCUUUUGAAAUUGUAUUUGAACGAAAUAGAAGCACAGUUAAAAGGAAAUUCUUCACUGAUUAGAUGCUGUAGUUGUAUCCAAGAUGGGAAAGAGCACAAAGAAUGUGAACUUGCUGAAAGGAUUUGGUGCCUUUACAUCAUUCACAUUCGUGGUUCACUGCCAAUGAAUAGCAUCAGUAGUACUUGACUUAAAUAUCCAAUCCUCACAUAUUCUAUUAACUGGAAAUUUACUUUUAUGUGGCUUUUACCUGGAAAAAAGUGGAGCCUAGGAACGCUUGCUCCAGGAACGUUGGGUCUACUAUCAGCUGCUCCUCUUUCUUUGCUGAAGGGAUGGAGAUCCUCUAGUAUGCAACUGCAGGCAAAGUACUUGCGAAGGGGGCCAGUGCUUGUACUCCUCUACAGACAGCAGCUUUGAUUCGUUUUGGAAGAAACAAAAGAAUAUAUAGAUUUAUACAUGUCCUAUUCAAACUCUCCAUGUAGCCCCAGAAAGUGAACCUCCAAAUGAAUGGGUUAAAUUUUCCUCAGGCUUGAGCCUCUGGAGAUUGGAGAGUUAGCACACUGUGAUUUAUGAGUUGAAACUAUUACUAUUACCUAAUCAUCUUUUUUAUAACUGUUUCUUUUCCUCUCCCCUUUGGAUCGGUUAAGCUUCACCAGUACUAAAUCAUGCUUUGGACUUCUGUUGAUUUUUUUUGUCAGUAAAUAUUCAAAAUACUAUGUUCUCCAUUGAUGCUUUUCUAUAUAAAAGUGAGAAUGUGAGAUCUUAUUCCUUUGUCCAGCUUAAA
Macadamia integrifolia is the source of this 2363-nucleotide messenger RNA. RefSeq lists its product as uncharacterized. Gene Ontology annotation, cellular component: Fanconi anaemia nuclear complex. The record is from RefSeq and is a predicted model, not a curated record. The coding region runs from base 278 to 1768 and encodes 496 amino acids. Gene Ontology annotation, biological process: interstrand cross-link repair. NCBI's taxonomy places the organism in Eukaryota, Viridiplantae, Streptophyta, Magnoliopsida, Proteales, Proteaceae. The transcript has 10 exons.